This is a messenger RNA of Rhinolophus ferrumequinum (greater horseshoe bat), 1611 nucleotides long. RefSeq names its product annexin A13 (gene ANXA13). The transcript is spliced from 12 exons. Gene Ontology annotation, molecular function: calcium ion binding; calcium-dependent phospholipid binding. NCBI's taxonomy places the organism in Eukaryota, Metazoa, Chordata, Mammalia, Chiroptera, Rhinolophidae. Gene Ontology annotation, cellular component: cytoplasm. The record is from RefSeq and is a predicted model, not a curated record. The coding region runs from base 113 to 1189 and encodes 358 amino acids.
AGUUACUGAUUAAACUCUAGAGAUACUAUGUCCUGGGAAAACCAUUAUAAACUUGGCCUUUGAGAGCUGAUCGCUUAAUGAAAUACAGAACAACUAUCUCUAAAAACCGAAAAUGGGCAAUCGUAAUAGCCAGUCUUACUCCCUGUCAGGAGGCAGUCAACAGUUGCCCAAAGGGGACAGCCAACACUCCGCGACAGCCGUGCAGCCUCUCAGCCGCCUGUCAGGGAGUGGACAGCCCGAGACCCAUCAGCCUGCCAAACAGAGAAGACAUCAGGGUUUUGACGUGGAUGGAGAUGUCAAAAGUCUGAACAAAGCCUGCAAAGGAAUGGGAACCGAUGAAGCGACCAUCAUUGAAAUCUUAUCAAGCAGGACAUCGAAUGAGAGGCAACAAAUAAAGCAAAAGUACAAGGCAACAUACGGCAAGGACCUGGAGGAAGUGCUCAAGAGUGAGCUGAGUGGAAACUUCGAGAAGACAGCCUUGGCCCUUCUGGACCGCCCCAGUGAAUAUGACGCCCGGCAGCUGCACAAGGCAAUGAAGGGUCUGGGCACGGAUGAGGCAGUUCUCAUCGAGGUCCUCUGCACCAGGACCAAUCAGGAAAUCAUCGCCAUUAAAGAGGCCUACCAAAGGUUAUUUGACAGGAGCCUUGAAUCAGAUGUCAAAGAUGAUACAAGUGGAAACCUAAAAAGAAUUCUGGUGUCUCUGCUACAGGCUAAUCGUGAUGAAGGAGAUAAUCUGGACAAAGACCUAGCUGGCCAGGAUGCCAAAGAUCUGUAUGAUGCAGGGGAAGGCCGCUGGGGCACUGACGAACUCGCCUUCAAUGAAGUCCUGGCCAAGAGGAGCUUCAAGCAGUUACGAGCCACCUUUCAAGCCUAUCAAAUCCUCAUCGGCAAAGACAUCGAAGAGGCCAUCGAAGCAGAAACCUCGGGAGAUCUGCAGAAGGCCUACUUAACACUCGUGAGGUGUGCCCGGGACCAGGAGGGCUAUUUUGCGGACCGUCUGUACAAGUCCAUGAAGGGUGCAGGGACCGAUGAGGAGACACUAAUUCACAUCUUUGUGACGAGGGCUGAGGUGGACCUUCAGGGGAUAAAAGCAAAGUUCCAAGAGAAGUAUCAGAAGUCUCUCUGUGACAUGGUUCGCUCGGACACCUCUGGGGACUUCCAGAAACUACUGGUGGCCCUCUUGCACUGAAGCAAGCCAGAGAAGUGGGAGCAGAGAGAGGAAUCAAUCACCUUUGUCAAAAGCCCAUUCCAACCAGAUUGGCACAUGGGACUCCAGCAUGAAAACCCUUCAAGAGGCCUGCUUUAUUUUCUUGGCAGCUUGAGUAGUAUAGCCAGGCCAGGAUGAUUCGGUUAAAAACAGCGGCCUCAAGGUGCUUGGGCAAAUCACCCUUGAAUGCUGGCUUAGCAAGUACCUUGGCUGCCUCUUAACUUUCCUUUGGUGUGGUAACUGAAUGCUUUCUAAGCACAAAUGAAAUCAGCAGUUGAUAAAAAAACGAUCUAUGUGUAAUAAAACAUUUAGAAGACUGUAUUGCACAAGGGUGUGUGUGUCUUGGGUGAAGACUGAAUGGUUAAGGUAUGGAGAAGACAAAAUUAAACAGUUCGUUAAUUUUC